AUGGUUACACAUGCCAGACACGAAGGUGCUGAUGAUGAUGCAAAGAUAAUGCACGUCCCAGCAGCUGAUGAGCAGUCACUGAAUUACAUGAAGCAAACAUGUAUCAAGGAUAUGAUUUCUCUCUCAGUGGAUAUCUCAGUGUCCCCACCAAUUCUUAUCGAUCAUUGGGCUCAUGAACAUCCACUGGCACUCGAACACAAAAGUGCUUCUGUUAUUACUAUGGAUUAUUCAAACCAAGAAUCAUCAGUUGGACCGAUCCUAUGUGACGGUUGCACAAAACCUAUCUCAUCCUCUUCGGACGAUGCCAAUGUGUUAUAUAAAUGCAAUCAGUGCAGUUAUGCUCUCCACAGAUAUUGUGCACUGAUUCCUCAGGAGAUGAAUCAUUCCAAGUUGGGCAUGUUGAAGGUACAUAAAAGGCGUGCCUUGAGCAAUAAACUAAAAUGUUGUGAGAGUUGCAACAUUUUUAGCAACGGCUUCAUGUUUAGAUCAGAAGACGAGAUCUACGAUGUCGGGUGUGUAUGUCUACCUGAAAAAAUCAAACAUAUAACACAUCAUCACCCCCUUAAACAACGUAGUUCUGUAAAUGGAGCAGUUUGUAAGGCAUGUUCUUCUGAAUGUUGGGGUUGGUCGACUAUCGUGUAUGGGUGUGAAAUUUGUGAUUUCAGUUUACAUUCGGACUGUGCUCUUAAGCCACGCACAGUUCCGCAUAGAUGGGAUCCUCACCCACUCCGUUUAAUUCUUUCGAUUGAGGACGAUGUAGAAGACCAUCCCCAUGAUUUCGAAUGUGAAUUUUGCUCACAAGUAAUAGACACAAACACUUGGUUCUAUCACUGCAAUAUUUGUGAUCUAUCUUUUCACAUGUUCUGCAUAGAUCCUUAUUUCGUUUAUGCAAACGUUAAGUUUGGGGCUACCGGUAUCAAGAAGGAGGAUCGCGACUUGACCUUAGUCCUAAACAAGAAGGGGCUGCCGGCAUUAAAAAGAAGGAGCGGCCGCUUGUGGAAGCUGCGGGAUUGA
Messenger RNA from Daucus carota subsp. sativus, 1014 nucleotides. RefSeq lists its product as uncharacterized. Lineage: Eukaryota; Viridiplantae; Streptophyta; Magnoliopsida; Apiales; Apiaceae. The coding region runs from base 1 to 1014 and encodes 337 amino acids. The transcript has a single exon. The record is from RefSeq and is a predicted model, not a curated record.